AUGCAGUACUCCAUCACUCUCCUCGGUCUCGUCGCGAGCGCCUCUGCCCACUGCCUCAUCACCUCGAUCGAGGGCGCCAACGGAGUCACCAUGCCUGGACUCAGCGUCGCCGACGGCACACCUCGUGACUGCUCGUCCAACGGCUGUGGUUCGCAGGCGGACACAUCCAUCAUCAGGGACAGCGAGAUUGCCAGCGGCGAGGUUGGCCCUCUGGGACGCACCCAGGGCAAUGGGCCCGUCGACCCGAACACGAUGAUUGCCGCUUUUAUGAGUGGUGCUCGGGCCCCGACCAACGACGGCGCCGCCGACUCCACAGGCGUCGAGGACGACAUCUCCGCUCUCCGGGGCGCGAGCCGCGGCCGCGGCCGUGGCCAGAAGGCCCGCCGCCAGUUUCUUGGUCGCCUCUUUGGCGGCGGCGGCGGCGGCAACGCCGACGGCCAGAAGAAUGAGUUCUCUGUCGAGAGCAGCGUCGCUGCCACGGCUGGCGACGGUGCCACGAACGGCAUGCCCACGUGCUCGGACAGUGGCGAGAUUAGCGUCACCAUGCGCCAGAUCAACCAGGACGGCGCUGGACCCAUGGAGGCCAUGGUCGACGGCACAUCGGGCGGCACCGACAUUGACGCCUUCCAGCGGGCCGAGGUCACCCAGGACGUGCCCGGCUUCGUGGCCGGUCUCUCGCUGACCACGACGACCGACUUCCCCAUGAAGAUCCAGAUGCCUGCCGGCAUGACCUGCGACGGCUCCGCGGGCGGCGUGGACAAUGUCUGCAUUGUGCGCGUGCGCAACUCCACGCCCGCCGGCCCCUUUGGUGGCUCCGCCGCCUUCACCAUGCCCGCUGCCGCACGCAAGAGGGCGCUGGCCUACAGGCUGAAGAAGCGCAUGGAAAUCGGCCGCGAGGAGUAA
This is a messenger RNA of Emericellopsis cladophorae, 903 nucleotides long. RefSeq lists its product as uncharacterized. NCBI's taxonomy places the organism in Eukaryota, Fungi, Ascomycota, Sordariomycetes, Hypocreales, Bionectriaceae. The transcript is spliced from 3 exons. Bases 1 to 903 code for a protein of 300 amino acids. The record is from RefSeq and is a predicted model, not a curated record.